Mirounga angustirostris (Northern elephant seal) is the source of this 5098-nucleotide messenger RNA. It is a transcript of the gene KLHL33, whose product is annotated as kelch like family member 33. Lineage: Eukaryota; Metazoa; Chordata; Mammalia; Carnivora; Phocidae. The transcript is spliced from 5 exons. The record is from RefSeq and is a predicted model, not a curated record. Bases 686 to 3076 code for a protein of 796 amino acids. Gene Ontology annotation, molecular function: protein binding.
GAGGGAGCAGCUGUUGGUGUCCUGCCUCAGUGAAAAUGUUUAUGGCCCCCCAGGACUUUCGUCCCCCCAGCAAUGGAGAUCACCCCACCUUCCACAGUCCUCAUCCCAGAGACCUAGGUGAGGGUUAAACUCACCCUGACUCUCUGAACACACAGGGUUGGGCUUCUCUUUCUCACCACUGACCCCACCCCAGGAGGGAGGAAAUACUGAGUUGCGGGGUGGAUCACCUGCGGGGUCCUGAUCCCUGCCCCUUCACCUUCACCAAAGCCUAGAACUGACCCCAAACACACCCUUCCCUCUUCUGGCCCCAUGCUCCUUCUGGUCUGCGCAGACCAGACUGCCUUCCCCUUCCCCCUCCAGACCCAUCCGGUGAACGCAGCCUUUCUCGCCAGGCUCACUCCCCCAGUCGCAUCCUCCUUGGCUUCUGAAUUUGCCUUGCUCAGCACAAGGAUGUGACCUACAGGUGGAAGGGAGGAGGUCAUCUCGGGACAAGGCCCGGGGAUUGGGUGUCAGAAUUUGGGCACCCAGAGCCCAGUCCCCAAGCCCGCCAGCACCGGCUAUAAUUAGUCAGGUGGGGCCACUGACCUGGUUAAGGGGCAAGUUCUCUCUGCCACACCGUCCGAAGCUGAGAAGGUUCAAGUGAGAGACAGGAGGAACGCUGGUGUCUUCGGAGGCCAACUGGACGAUGAGCAUCUUGGACUCCGCACAUCGUCCCUCCGACCCGGGGAGCGUCUCUCUUCCCGCCCAGAAGGACCACCUUGACCUCCCUUUACCUGACCGGAGAACGCCCUCCUGGCCUCCUUCCCCGGACGAGGAUCCCAGUUUGCCCCCCUUUCCUCUGGAAGAGCCUGUCCCCAGGCCUAAGGCCCCAGGGAACAUUCUGUCACCAGCCUUGUCCCUAGAGGAGGAAGAGAAUGAAGACGAAGAAGGCGCGGCGGAGCCGGAGGGACUGCGCAGCGAGGAACAUUCGAGCCAGUUUUUCGCUGAAGCACAGCGGCUUCGGGAGCAGAGGUUGUUGCUGGACGAAGAGGUGUCAGUUGGGGGGCGAGUAUACGGGGUGCAUCGGGUAAUCUUGGCUGCAAUUAGCAGCCUUUUCCGAGACAGGCUGCUGGGCGGCAGAGGUCCACGACCACCCCUCAGCCUCGAUGUGGCCGCCGGGGCCUGGGAGGCCGUGCUGACCUUUGCGUAUGAGGGGUUGCUGGGCCCUGCCCCGUGGGGAGAUGUGCUGGUCGUGGCCGAGGCUCUGGGAGCACCCCGGGUGAAGGCCGCGGCCCAGGGGAGACGCAAGGGGACUGGAAGCGCCAGGGAAGAUGAAAAGCAGCCCAGCCCGGCAGAGGAGCUGAGGGAGAACCUGCGUAGCAUCGAGCUCCUAUACAAAGAAGGCGUUGGGUGUGACCUGGAGCUGGAGGCAGGCGGCUGCCGGCUGCGGGUGCACCGAGCAGCCCUGGCCUGUGGCAGCGAGUUCUUUGGCGCCAUGCUCCUGAGUGGGAUGAGGGAAUCCCAGGGCACAGAGGUGUCUCUGCACACCAUCUCUGCCCAGGACCUGAGACUCCUCGUCUCUUUUGCCUACACGGGUGCUGUGCGGGCAGGGUGGCCAGGACUACUGAGAGCUGCCCAGACUGCUGUGCGGUACCAGAGCUCUUCUUGCCUUGCUCUGUGCCAGAGAGCCUUGGCACGGGGCCUCAGCCCUGCACAUUGCCUGGCCCUGUUCCCCAUAGCUGAGGCCCCUGGGUUAGAGAGGCUCUGGAGCAAAGCCCGUCACUACCUCCUCACCCACCUGCCUGCCGUGGCUUUGUGCCCCACUUUCCCUUCUUUACCGUCUGCCUGCCUGGCUGAGCUCCUGGAGAGUGAUGAACUACACGUGCAAGAGGAGUUUGAGGCCUUCAUGGCUGUGUGGCGUUGGUUAGCUGCCAACCCCGAGACCGAGGAGUCAGAGGCCAAGGCCCUGCUUCGACGUGUUCGCUUUGGCCGCAUGUCCACCAGGGAGCUGCGGGGGGUACGGGCCGCUGGGCUGCCUCCCCCCCUGCCCCCAGACUUGCUGCAUCAGCUCCUGGUAGAAGCUGCCGUUCCGGGUCAAGAGAGGCGGAGGGAGCCUGACCAGGCACUGGUAGUGAUUGGCGGGGAUGGGCUCCGAUCAGACAUGGCCAGAAGACAGCCCUCCCGAGGAGUGUGGUGGGCCCGGGCCUUCCGCUGCGGCACGGGACUGGUUCGAACUGUGGAGUGGGGACGGCUCCCUGCCCUGCCUGCCCCGGGGCGCUUCCGGCAUGGGGCUGCGAGCCCGGCAGGGAGCCAACUCUACGUGUGUGGGGGACAGGAUUUCUACGGCCCCGCCAACACCCUGGCUUCGACUCUCAGGUGGGAUCCCGGUCAAGAGGACUGGGAGGAGAUGGCACCUUUGUGCCAGGCUCGGAGCUUUUUUCCCCUGCUGGCCCUGGAUGGACUACUUUACGCCCUGGGUGGCCGAAAUGGUGAUGUUGCUCUCAACUCUGUGGAGGCCUAUAACCCCGAGCUCAAUGUCUGGAGGCCCGCACCUGCCCUUCCAGCACCACGCUUUGCCCACGCAGCUGCUGUUUUGGAGGGCCGAUUGUACGUGAGCGGAGGCUGCAGCGGCGCUGGCCAAUACCUGGCCUCGUUGCUGCACUAUGACCCCAAGCUUGAGAAGCCAGGGACACUUCUGAGCCCCAUGGGGGUACCUCGGGCUGGCCAUGUCAUGGCUGCUCUGGGUGGCCGGUUGUAUGUAGCAGGUGGGCUAGGCGAGACGGGAGACCUACUGAGCCUUGAGGCCUAUGAACCGAGGACUGAUAGCUGGACUCAUCUGGCACCUUUGCCCUCCCCCCAUGUGGGGGCUGCAGGUGCUGCGCUGCAGGGGGAGCUACUGGUGCUGGGGGGCUACAGCCACCGUACUUAUGCCCUCUCGCACCUCAUCCAUGCUUACUGUCCUGGCCUGGACCGAUGGCUCUGCCUGGGAACUCUGCCCAGGCCUCGGGCUGAGAUGCCUGCCUGCAUCCUGACGCUGCCCUCUGUGCAGCACGUAGCUUUGGUUCCCACACGGCACCAAGCCAAACCUGCUGGCUGAGUGCGGAGCCGCAGUGGAUGGGGGCGGGGGCGGAGGAAGGGAUCAGAAACAUCAUGAGAGAAGGACAGAGAUGAUGGGGGGAGAAAGAGAAGGUUUUAUUCACGAUAGCAUUUUAUUCCAGCGCAGUGUUCUAUAACUCACAAACUGCUUUUGUAUAUAUGAUCUUCAUUGAGCAAAAGGUAGCUCCAGAAUUCCUGGAAAAGGCUGCUGGAGAGGGGGAAGCAGCUGAAUGCCUGGAUAAGGCAAGGAGGCCCAGGAGCCACUCUACAAGGUUUAGGGACCCUGACCCCAUUGUUGGUGGGGCAGGCGCAUCUGGCUGGGAAGAUAGUUAAGAAGGUCCAGUAGUCAAUGUGUAGGGGCCAUGAGAGGACAGUCAGAAAAAUGAUGAUUCUGACUCAUGGAUCAAGAUGAAAACUGUGGAAAGGCCACCCCUGAAAGAGUUUGAGAAGUGUGGGGGAAAGGACUGUAAUUGUCAUGCUCUUCCCUUUUUCAGGACUUGCUCCUUUCUACUCUCCAACCCCUGGGACACCUAAGCCCUCUUGGCAAUAUUCUUUCUCAGGUAACUUGCAGGCUCAGUCCGGCAUUUCCUCAGCCCACACACUGCACGCUGCCCCUAAGAGCCUCUUGGCAGAAGUCCUUGUCCCGACCUGGCGCUGCACAGGGGCUUGAGUUGCCCUGGUGAAGAGGCGGGAGUGCUGUGUGUGGGGAGGAGGAGGAAGGCCAGGUGAAGGAGUGAGGCGUCUGUAGUGGGAAAGGGAUGGGAUGAGGUUUGAGGGGGUGGGGUGGAAGAAGCCAGAAGCCUGACUGGCUUCUUUCCUUCCUUGGGGGUGGGUUCAGGGGUCAGGAUUGACAACAGGACAGUUGCUGUGUGAGGUCCUACCUCAGUUGUGAGAGGAGUUGUGAGAGGAGGCGGCAGAGAGAAAAAGUGAGAGGCAGAGAGGACUCAGGAAAGUGUUUUCCCCCUUUUCUUUCCCUUUCCUCUAGAGUUUUUAAGAUCCACUUCCCUUUUUUUGGCCAGGAAAAGUUAAGUCAGAUGCUUCCUUUCUCCCUUUCUCCACCCUGCUCUUCCUUCCUUUUUUCCCCUUUUUUCUUUUCACUUCUCCCUUCUCCCACAGAGUGAUCUAUCACCUACUAUGUUCCGGGCACUAAAUGAGGCCCUAAGGACACAGAGAUCAGAGAGCUCCUGACCAGCAGGUAGACUUGUCAGUGGACUUAGGAGUAUGGCCACUUAUCUCAUCCUUCGUAUCCCUCGCUCUUAGAGGUAUGAUAGCCCAGACAAUGGAGGAGUGAACUCUGCCCAGGGAAGGCUUCUGCUAAGGAAGUCAUCAUCAAAUGGGUGUAGUUUGAGUUGGACUUUGAAAACCCCUUGGAAACUCACCAGUCAGAGAAGUAGGAAGGCAUUCCAGUCAGAGAAAAGAAGCAAGUGGGACAUGUAGUGCCCUGUGUCUCUCUAGCAAAGGAGAAGUCAGUAUUCCAGAGGGUUCUUCGGAGGCUUCUGCUGCUGUUGCCAGCCCACCCUCUUCUCUGGAGCUUUUCUGAAGACGGUAGCUUUCACUUAAUUGUAUAUUCCCUCCAUUCACAACUCCCCUAAGUCUUUCCUGUCUGGUAUUUCCAUUUCUGACCCCUGAGCAGCUCAGGGCAAAGAAGGGCCAAUUCAGUUAUCUAUUACCAUUGUUUAUUAAGAUUCUCAUGCUCCUAAGGGUGAGAUAAAGGAGCCUCUCUUGUACAUUUCUUCAUCCUGGCCUGGAGGCGCUUGACAUACUUUUGUUUAUAUUUUUGAGAUUUCAUUAUUAAGGUUUUUUUUCCUCCUAUAUCUCUGUUUUGGAGCGUAGAUGAAUAUGAGGAGGGAUAAGUAGGAUAUAUAUGAGAAAAGGGAAGAAAGAUUGAAGAAACCAGAGAAGAAGGAAAUUGAAGGUCCCGAGGAACUAUGAGGAUUGAGUCUUUAGGAUGAACUUCUGUGAACAUGUUCUUUGCGGUUUGUAGGCAAAGACAGGCUUAAAUAAAUGUUUCAUCAUUAUCGAA